Molecule: messenger RNA, 1371 nt
Organism: Penicillium coprophilum
Lineage: Eukaryota; Fungi; Ascomycota; Eurotiomycetes; Eurotiales; Aspergillaceae
Product: cytochrome P450
Exons: 6
Coding region: 1-1371 (456 amino acids)
Molecular function (GO): heme binding; monooxygenase activity; iron ion binding
Source: RefSeq, a predicted model, not a curated record
AUGGGACAGACCCUCAUUCUUCUCAACAAGUCGGAGGUUGCAUAUGAUCUGAUGGAGAGACGCUCGGCCAUUCAUUCGUCACGGCCACAGGCUGUGUUUAGCGCUGAUUUGGUCAACUGGAAGCGCAUAGUGACCUUCAAUGGCGAUGCAAAUGUGGUUCGUACACAUCGGAAAUACAUCACAAGCUUGUUGGGAUCAAAAAAUGCCAUCAUGAACAUGCAUCAUCAACUUGACCUUGGGGCCAGACAUUUCUUAUCGCAGACGCUUCGGCAGCCCGAUUCUCUGAUUGAAAACAUUCGACGGGUCACCGGAGCGAAGAUUUUAGACAUGGUCUACGGGUACAAGGUCGGGUCAUCUGGGCCAGAUUCUCUCGUUGAUAUGGCUGAGCUUUCUAGCAUUCAAUUCUCCAGCGCAGUGGAGCCUGGAGCUUGGGUUGUGGAUAGUAUCCCUAUAUUGAAAUAUCUUCCCGCUUGGUUUCCAGGGGCCGGAUUUCAACGAACAGCGCGGGAAUGGAGAGAUGCUUUGACCAACCUAGCCGAAAAGCCUUAUGCAUUCGUUCUUCAUCAACGCAGCAAGGGAAAGGAUGUGGACUCAUACGUCUCCAGACACUUGAAUGCACUGGAUAGUCCUAUUGCACCGGACGAGGAAUCUGUCAUCAAAUGGACAGCAGCUGUGAUUUACGGCGCUGGUGCAGAUACCACCGUCUCGGUACUUUCAACUUUCUUUCUCGUCAUGGCUCAGUUUCCAGAUGUUCAGCGCCAUGCUCAGGCGGAGCUCGAUCUUGUGAUAGGUUCAAGACUUCCCACAAUGAACGACCGUCCGAAUCUUCCGUAUGUGGACGCUUUGAUAAAGGAGGUAAUGCGUUGGCAUCCUGUUGCGCCCUUGGGUGUUCCCCAUACGAGCACGGAAGAGGAUGAAUACGACGGGUAUCGUAUUCCGAAAGGGGCAGUGUUGGUUCCAAACAUCUGGUCAUUUGCACACGAUCCAGAGAUAUAUAAGGACCCGAUGUCAUUCAACCCUGGUCGCUUCUUGCAAGACGAGAGCGGCACCUCUCCCGAGUGGGAUCCUCAGAAGUUGAUUUUUGGGUUCGGGCGCCGCAUCUGCCCAGGUCGUUUUCUCGCUGACGCAAGCGUCUUUCUCACCAUUGCAAAGUCCCUCGCGGUUUUCGAUAUCUCGAAAGGCCUUGGAGAGGAUGGCAAGGAGAUGGAUCUCCCAACUAGGUUCCAACCUGGUAUCAUCAGUCAUCCAUCCCCAUUCCGCGUCCAAAUUCAACCGCGUAGUGAACAUGCCCAGGUGCUCAUCAGGUCCGUCGAGGUGGAGGAACCGUGGUUGAAGGGGGAUUCUGAUGUCUUUGAUGAUAUCAAAUUAUGA